GGCGAAGUUUUGUCCGUUUAAGUCGAAGCCGUGCAAAGGUAUGCAACACUGAACCAACCGAAACAUCAGUUGCGAGCCCGGAUGAAUGUAUCAAAGACCAUCGACUUCUCGACAAAAUGAGAGAAAAAAAGAAAGCAAAGGGCCGCACUUUUCAUGUUUUGUCAUUGAAUCACCCCGCCUCGAACUUGGAAAUAACACCAGCUGCAGCUGCUGCUUAGAAAUGCAGGAGUGCGCGCGACGCCGACAUCGACGCCGACACAACAUUGUCCGUUCCCCCGAGUCCUGCACCUACUACGGUAAUCGCUCUCACCAUAUUCUUUGGGCGCUUUUGAAUGAACGACCGAGCUACCAGGCGUCUGGCUAGGCCAUCCACAACCAAAGUUCAUUUUAACUGACAGGAACAGCUAGAGGUUUUCAGAAUGAGUUCCUCGGACGACAGAAAACGGCUCAGCCCCCAGGAAGUGUUCUCCGCCGAUCAGGCAGUGGCAGCUGGAAGCGAGCUCAGAGACGACGACCCUACAGGUAGACGCACGACACGGAGGCGACGGGCACGUCUCGAUCCGAAGGAAAUGGGCGACAGGCAAGCCACCGGCGGAACAGCCGGACCUCCCGGCGACGACGGCGCCAGCUACGCGUCGGACGACGAGAGCGGCAACAGCCAGCACGCCAAGCAGGCGCGCUUAGGCAGCGCAGGUGACCGUCGUGGCGAGCGUUUAGCGGCGGCGACAACUUCCGAGGGCGGCGGCGACGGGCAAGACGUGGACAGCGAGAUGGAGGACCCGACUGGGCUGGAAGGGGCCGCCUUCCAGAGCCGUCUCCCUUUCGACAAGAUGACGGCUCAGGAAGCGGCCUGCUUCCCAGACGUGGCCCAGGGCCCGCAGCAAACACAGAAGGUAUUCCUGCACAUCCGCAACCGGCUGCUGCAGCUGUGGCUGCAAAACCCCAAGAUGCAGCUUAUAUUCGAGAACGCGCUUCCGCAAAUCGAGCCACCGUACAACAGCGACGUGCCUUUCGUGAUGCGUGUACACGCCUACCUGGAGCGCCAGGGGCUCAUCAACUUCGGCGUCUACGAACGCAUCCGUGGGCCUCCGGCCAAGAAGCACGGAAAGGUCAUUGUCGUAGGAGCCGGCAUCUCGGGCCUAGCUGCGGCGCAACAGCUCCAGCAAUUCGGCAUGGAGGUGAUCGUGCUCGAGGCUCGAGACCGAGUCGGCGGUCGUGUGGCUACGUUCCGCAAGGGCAACUACAUUGCCGACCUAGGCGCCAUGGUGGUCACGGGAUUGGGCGGCAAUCCUGUGGCCGUGCUGAGCCGGCAGAUCAAGAUGGAGCUGCAUCGGAUCCGUCAGAAGUGCCCGCUCUACGAGUCCAAUGGCACCACUGUGCCUAAAGACAAAGAUGAGAUGGUAGAGCGCGAGUUUAACCGGCUUCUUGAGGCAACAUCUUACCUGUCGCACCAGCUUGAUUUCAACUAUAUACAAGGCAAGCCAGUGUCCCUUGGCCAGGCGUUGGAAUGGGUCAUAAAACUUCAAGAAAAACAUGUAAAAGAAAAGCAGAUUGAGCAUUGGAAACUUAUACUGGAGAUGCAAGAGAAGCUUAAGACAAACCAACAGCGCAUGCUGCAGCUGCGAGACCACAUUGAGGCCUUGCACCAGCAGCACAAGGAGCUUGCCUCUUCCAAGGCACAGCGUGACGUGACGCAGGAGUUUGUGCUGCGAAGCAAACAGCAUGAACUAACUUGUACCUGCCGGGAAUGGGACCAGCUCGUUGAGCAGCAGAAAGAGAUAGAGGACAAGCUGCAAGAGCUGGAGGCAUCUCCACCAAGUGACGUCUACCUCUCGUCUCGCGAUCGACAAGUCCUUGACUGGCAUUUUGCCAACCUAGAGUUCGCCAAUGCCACUCCUUUGAACAACCUGUCACUGAAGCACUGGGAUCAAGACGACGAUUUUGAAUUCACUGGAGCGCAUCUGACCGUACGUAAUGGUUACUCAUGUGUUCCUGUUGCUCUUGCAGAAGGGCUUGAAAUUCGGCUCAACACUGCUGUCAAACAGAUCCGCCAUGGGAGCACGGGAGUCGAAGUGCUAGCUGCUAACACCCGGAGCAGCGGUGGUCUCAUCAGCUUCAAAGCAGACGCUGUCCUUAGCACACUCCCACUUGGUGUCAUGAAGCAAGCAGUGCAGGGCAACCCUAAUGUACCAAACACCGUGCAGUUCAUUCCACCUCUUCCAGAGUGGAAAGUUAGUUCCAUUCAGCGGCUAGGUUUUGGCAAUCUCAAUAAGGUGGUGCUUUGCUUUGACCGUAUCUUCUGGGAUCCCAAUGCCAACCUUUUUGGACAUGUUGGCAGCACGACAGCGAGCAGAGGUGAACUCUUCCUUUUCUGGAACCUUUACCGAGCACCUGUGCUUUUAGCACUGGUAGCUGGUGAGGCAGCAGCGAUCAUGGAGAACGUCAGUGAUGAUGUCAUUGUGGGGCGCUGCCUGGCUGUGCUGAAGGGUAUUUUUGGCAGUGUACCACAACCUAAGGAAACCGUUGUGACCCGCUGGAGAGCUGACCCGUGGUCAAGAGGUUCUUAUUCCUAUGUGGCCACGGGCUCCUCUGGAAGUGAUUAUGACAUCUUGGCAACUCCUGUGACGCCGCCCUCUGUGGUUCCAGGCUCCUCACAGCCACAGUCACUGCCCCGUUUGUUCUUUGCUGGUGAACACACAAUUCGCAAUUAUCCAGCAACCGUACACGGUGCAUUGCUUAGUGGGCUGAGAGAGGCCGGUCGUAUUGCAGAUCAGUUCCUUGGCUGUCCAUAUGCUCCUCCGAGGCAGCCUCAGUCAUAGGCAUUGUGUAGCAUCAAUUACGCCAUCAUAACUUCCUCAAAUGUUUUUGUGUCUGGUAGUAAUCAUAUCGAUGGCUUCCCAGUGCAUUCCCGGUGUAGAUCUGUGUGAUGUGCUUCAUUAUCUAUUUGAACAGAUUCUCAUGAAGUACUAUUGAAUAUUCAGGUUCGUUACCUCAGAGCCAAUAAAAAGUGAGAGAAAUCAAUUAAGAGGUAGGUAACGUGAGCUAUAUUCAUAAUAUAAACACAAUAUAUUUUAAAUGGGCUUAUGCAAUAACAAUAAGGCUUUACCUCCCUCUGCAUGUUAUUUUAGGUUGUUAAUGUUCUUGAUGGUAAAGUGUUGAGUUGGCGCCACAUGGUUAUGGCAUGUUUUCAGUGACACGCCUUAGCAGGUCAUGACGUUUCAACAUCUUGAGCAGCACUGCUCUCUCUCUUUUUUUUUCUUUUUACAUCAUUUAUGGCCAGAAAAGAAGCUCCAUUAAAAUGUGGAUUGGUUCUUGGGAAGCAUGUAAAGUUUGGACAGGGUGACAUUAGGUGUUGAGCUGCUGUACAAACAAGAUACUGCGUGCUGGAGCAUUGUUGGACAAAUCCAGAUGCUGUUUCCACCACAAUUCUGACCCUAUCUUGCUUGUAAAUUUUCCUAAAGGGCCCCUAAACCACUCUAGCUUAAAAAUUUGUUACAUAGUGGCAGCUGUAUACCAGUCUGCAACAAACAUACAGCCGCAAUAAAUUUUUGAAAUUAUGCUGUAAUAGCAAAGUUACAGUUAUUUGAUGAAUGACUAUGCAGCUGCCAUGGUAUCUCGCUCACCUCCACUACCCUCCCCACUGGCGCUCUCUCUUCACCGCAAACUCUCACCAACUCCAUGCAGUGCAGCGAAAGCUAUGGGUCUGGCCGUGUCAACACACCAGAACCAAGGCUCCUCCACUGUCUGCCCCUAAUCACCCUUUGCGCUGCACCAACUGAAUGGAACAAAAAUAAAAUGUUCCGUGGCACACAGUGGGUAAACCCUUAUCCAUUCUCAGAACACAUAGCUGGCUCUUGUCAUAUUAGUGCCUACCAUCCCUCGUUGGUUGACCAACCAACAGCUUUUACAGUGGCGACGUCGUGCACAACACCCUGCUGGCGUCACAAUGUGCGAAGAAGGAACAGGAAAAACCCGGAGAGGAGCACGGGAUUGUUUUUCAAAUUUGUAGCUUCUCCGCAGCGGACAGCGCUGCUAUAUUCACAAAAGAUGACCAUCACAGUACACUGUGCUUACUUAAAGUAUGUAAAAAAAAAAAUUUCGUCGGUGGUUUAGGGGCUUUAACUAUGUUCAAACCUACCGGAUAAUACUACCAGGCCUGAAUAUAAUGAUUCUAUUCCACUUCUAUUCCUUUUGGGGCGUCAUCAUUUGCCCGAGUGACAUCCUUCCUGCAUUAUGACCCAAAUUGACCACUCUGUAAGGGUGGAUAAGAACGCGGUAGAACUAGGUGAAUUGAAUUUUGUUCUUGCUGUUUCCAUUCAUGAUGGUGUUGGUGUAUCCUGGUGCACUCAUUAGCUGUUGUCCCUUCAUUCUGAAUUGCACUGGAAAAACUGGAUCUACUGUUAUGUGCUUAAGCUUUCCAGUGAGUAAUAUUUUGGUUUUAGUCAUUACAUGACAUCGGUGGAAAUUCAUUUCAUGGCACUGUCCUGCCCUCACUUAUAGACUUUACUGUAUGUUCAACUGGUUGUGCUGAAUGGCUGAAUUAAGUGUUUAUAUUUGUAUUCAGUGAUUAGUGAUCACUGCGGAAAUUUCCGCUAUGUUUUAAACUUUUGUCAUGGUUCUGUGACAAGGCAGUCAACAUUUUGUUCACAACCACCUCGCACCUUUAUAUCAACUGUUUGGCCUGUUUAAAAAGCUAUGUUAACUACAUCGUGUGUUCUCUAUACAUAUUUUGUGACGUGCACUCUCUCAUUCUGAAACCUGAUUUUUUUUUUUUUUUCAAGGAAUUUGGAUGAAUUGGCUGCUUGAUUUUAGUGGUGCAUGCCAUCUGGCCAUAUUAUCUCCACUUGUCAUGCUCCCAACCCUGUGUGACCUGCUUCUUGUAUUUACUGUCAAAACCAUUCUCUUAUCUUUAAGGUCAUUUACCUAGCACAUUCUGUGCCACUAGAAGUAUGUUGACCAUGCAAUGCCCAAUGCUGUAUGAAUUGCCAGACCUCUUUCUGUGUAAAAGCCAGUGAAGUAGUGCAUCAGCAUUGGGUGGAUUCAUGUGGUUCAAACAGAAUUAUACUUUAACCUUAAAGAUGGCAGCUGCCUUAACAGAAGAAACAAAAAUGCACUGUCAUUGUCAUGAGUAUCAAGCAACAUGUGGAAUCCGUUGCCAUAUGUGGGCUGUCAAGUUUCAUGCUAUGAAUCAUUGUUGAAACAUUCCAUAAAUGAACCCCUCCAUAAAUGAACCCCCAUUGUUGCUCACUCAAAAGCGUAAAUAUGUCUUGUAGAACAGGCAUCUAGGACGCAGGGCAAAGCUUCUCUGUAUGUACCCGAUGUGAAACAAUUCCUCAUGGCAGUCGGCAAUUAAACACAUGUGCACAUUCAACGUCUGGUGGGAAUUAUAACCUAGUCUAUUCUUGAAUAGUAUAUCAAUAAGUUUUUAUACCAUAGAUAUAAUGCAAUUCAUUUUCAAGCAUGGAGUUCUUGGUAUUUUGUGCAUGUUAUAUGCUUACUUCAUUCUGUGACUCUCUCGUGGUGAAAGGAGUGGCAGCAGUUUUAUGCAUUUCAACAGCAUUAAAAUGUCUGAAAGCAGUGAGAACCUAUUUUUGAAAAUACGCACGACUAGAAUAACCGUCUUGAUCCAAGCACAUGCAUUACUAGAGUAUGUGGUACCUAAAACAACACUGCUCACCACAUCGCACUCCCCUUGGCUACCUCUGAAGCAACUCCGCACAAAGCUAGGAAAAGUUGCUUACACAGUUAAAAAUCAUUUAUGUCGCCAUCACAAUAUCCAGUACCGUGGGUGGCCUGCACCUUGGAACACCACUGUUUCCCUCUUCAAAGUUGGUGCUUGUAGCAUGUGCAAUACUAUUUUAAACUUGUCCACUAGCAGUUAAACACACUCGGCUGGGAUGUUGCGCUUCAGCUUAAUGUUUGUUUUGUUUGCUCUUCCAUGCCAAUUCCAAUAUCUGUAUAAGAUGGCUGGUCGUCUUAUUUCCAGAUAGUAUCAUGUAUUUUCCACAUAUAUUAUUAGAUCUUGCCAUUGAGUGCGGGAGUUGGACGACGUUGAGGACGACUUAGGGAACUGAAGGUUUAUUUACAUUAUGUACAGGAGUAGAAUAAGCAAAAUAACAGUAAAAGAAUCAGCGUUCUGGCCAGCAGCAAAUCGGACGCUGCAGCCCGCGGCAAGAAGAAUGUCUUUCCGAUAGCUCGCCUUUCCAUUGUCUGUCCUCAACGUCGUCCAACUCCCGCGCUCAACGCCAAGAUCUAUUAAUAUAUAUAUAUAUAUCUAUAUAUAUACAUACAUGCUGAAUAUGUGUAUGCUGAUUGAGCUAAAAGCUGUAUGCUCAACUUCGGGGCACUUUGAUGCUAGUCCUUCUGGCACGCAGUGUGAUUUUGCUGGACAGGCUUUUCUGAGCACUUAAGAAUAAUGCAGGUCACUAUUCUUUAAGUGAUGCGGCUGUAUGGAAGCUGGUUCUUUAGUUCUUUUUAGGGAAAAGCUCUGUUAAAUGUAAUUUCUAUAGGCACUAGUGCAAUAAAACUGCCAUCUUUUAAACAUGUAUUGUGCAUUCACAAUCCUCGUACAUUCUGUUGUUGGACUAGUGUACUUAGAUGCGGCUGUCUGGAAGAUGGUUGGCAGUGCUUUAGUGUUUCCGAGAAAAGAGCUCUGUUAUGUUUCAUCUCUUGUAGGUACUACAGCAAUGACUGCUCUCCUUUAAACGUGCAUUGUGUGUUCACAUUCCUCAUACAUUCUAAUGUUUAAAGAGUGUGCUUAGAUUACAAGUGCCGGGACCUGUAAACCUGGCUUCCUUUAUGCACCUGUGAGUGUGUGGCUGUAAAUGUUGCUUGCCGAGCUUCUCUUUCUGGCACAUUUACAGAGACACUGAAAAGAAAUAUUAAGCUAAAGCUGGAUUACACUCCCACAAUUGCAAAUAUAUUGUGAGCAGAACUUUUAUAAGCCAAACUUUUAGAUAGAAAUUUUAUCUAAAAGUUUGGCUUAUAAAAGUUCUGCUCUCAGGUAUAUUUGCAAAAGGGAUGCAGAAAGGAAAGACAGGUGACCGAAGCCAUUUCGGAAUUCCUACUCCAGCUCCUUGUGACAUCGUAAAAUUUUUGCAGCACCUGCUAGAGGGUGCUUCAUUUAAAUGUAAGCAGAAGCAAUGUGACAAAUUUUAUAGACUUUUCUUACACAGAAAGGGUGUGAAUGCAAAAAUAACAUGAAAUAUGUGCCAAGAGUUCAGGCAUGAAAUUUAAGAGCUGGAAGCAUGGGUUUCUUUUGUGCCACAAAUGAUCCAUCCUUCUGUACUGAAAGAAUACAAAUGGGGGUUUUGGAAGAGUAAUCUGCAAUCCGGAAGAUGUUUUACUGUUUACAUUUAGUGUCCCUUGAAAAAUGUUUCCCAAGCUGUUGUGUGCAGAAUAAAUGAAGUGUUUAAGGUAUGA
Messenger RNA from Dermacentor silvarum, 7422 nucleotides. Its product is annotated as lysine-specific histone demethylase 1A. Gene Ontology annotation, cellular component: nucleus. Gene Ontology annotation, molecular function: oxidoreductase activity; flavin adenine dinucleotide binding; protein binding. The record is from RefSeq and is a predicted model, not a curated record. Lineage: Eukaryota; Metazoa; Arthropoda; Arachnida; Ixodida; Ixodidae. The transcript has 2 exons. The coding region runs from base 420 to 2819 and encodes 799 amino acids. Gene Ontology annotation, biological process: regulation of DNA-templated transcription.